AUGGAGUUGGCGAAUCACUUGAACGAUAGACUAUUAUUUGCUGUUCCUAAAAAGGGCAGAUUGUAUGAGAAAUGCGUUGAAUUACUUAGGGGAUCAGAUAUUCAGUUUCGAAGAUCCAGUAGAUUGGAUAUAGCUUUGUGCACUAACCUGCCCCUGGCAUUGGUUUUCCUUCCAGCUGCUGACAUUCCCACGUUUGUAGGAGAGGGUAAAUGUGAUUUGGGUAUAACUGGUAUUGACCAGGUUCAGGAAAGUGACGUAGAUGUCAUACCUUUAUUAGACUUGAAUUUCGGUAAGUGCAAGUUGCAGAUUCAAGUUCCCGAGAAUGGUGACUUGAAAGAACCUAAACAGCUAAUUGGUAAAGAAAUUGUUUCCUCCUUUACUAGCUUAACCACCAGGUACUUUGAACAACUGGAAGGAGUUAAGCCUGGUGAGCCACUAAAGACAAAAAUCAAAUAUGUUGGAGGGUCUGUUGAGGCCUCUUGUGCCCUAGGAGUUGCCGAUGCUAUUGUGGAUCUUGUUGAGAGUGGAGAAACCAUGAAAGCGGCAGGGCUGAUCGAUAUUGAAACUGUUCUUUCUACUUCCGCUUACCUGAUCUCUUCGAAGCAUCCUCAACACCCAGAACUGAUGGAUACUAUCAAGGAGAGAAUUGAAGGUGUACUGACUGCUCAGAAGUAUGUCUUGUGUAAUUACAACGCACCUAGAGGUAACCUUCCUCAGCUGCUAAAACUGACUCCAGGCAAGAGAGCUGCUACCGUUUCUCCAUUAGAUGAAGAAGAUUGGGUGGGAGUGUCCUCGAUGGUAGAGAAGAAAGAUGUUGGAAGAAUCAUGGACGAAUUAAAGAAACAAGGUGCCAGUGACAUUCUUGUCUUUGAGAUCAGUAAUUGUAGAGCAUAG
Molecule: messenger RNA, 894 nt
Organism: Komagataella phaffii GS115
Lineage: Eukaryota; Fungi; Ascomycota; Pichiomycetes; Pichiales; Pichiaceae
Product: ATP phosphoribosyltransferase (hexameric enzyme) catalyzes the first step in histidine biosynthesis
Exons: 2
Coding region: 1-894 (297 amino acids)
Biological process (GO): L-histidine biosynthetic process
Cellular component (GO): cytoplasm
Molecular function (GO): ATP phosphoribosyltransferase activity; magnesium ion binding
Source: RefSeq, a predicted model, not a curated record